Messenger RNA from Prosopis cineraria, 1069 nucleotides. RefSeq lists its product as uncharacterized. Lineage: Eukaryota; Viridiplantae; Streptophyta; Magnoliopsida; Fabales; Fabaceae. The coding region runs from base 98 to 643 and encodes 181 amino acids. The transcript is spliced from 7 exons. The record is from RefSeq and is a predicted model, not a curated record.
UAGAAUUAUUACUUGUCAGUGUCCUCUCUCUCCUCACGUGGAAUGCAUCACAGGACCCAAAUCCCGCAGGUCUGAGGCUCGAAUCGAAUUUAGGACCAUGCCGAUGCAGGCCACCUCACUUUGUCUAGCAGCCAAGGUUCCGGUUUGCGUUAAGUCGCAGCACACAAAUCCGACCAAGUUCAAAGAUCUCAGCUCCAUGGCCGAGGCUGCUGCUCCGAAGUGGGCUCAGAAGACCAUCACUCUGACUCCCCACAAUCGCGGCUGUCAUCUCAUCACUUCUAAGAUCUUAAAAGAAAUUGAGAAUGACUUGUCUGGAUUCAAGUGUGGCCUUGCACAUCUCUUCUUGCAACACACUAGUGCUUCUCUUACCAUCAAUGAAAAUUAUGACUCUGAUGUUCGUGCUGAUACAGAAAGGUUUCUCAAUAUUGUGGUUCCUGAGGGACCAUCUGCGCCUUGGAAGCAUACGUUAGAGGGCCCAGAUGACAUGCCGGCACAUAUCAAAUCAUCAAUGUUUGGUUCCACACUCACGAUACCAAUUACAAACGGAAAGCUAAACAUGGGGACAUGGCAGGGCAUAUGGCUUUGUGAGCAUCGGGAUUAUCCUACUUCACGCAAAGUUGUCGUCACUCUGAAUGGAAUAUGAGGCUCUGAGAUAUGUUUUCCUUCACCUGCUGUAUCAGUGGCAAGGACAAAACCUGAAGAUAUAUAGCAGAUUGUGUGGAUUACUUUUACCUUUUAUUCUUUUGAACCAAAUACUUUUACCCUACUUCGGAUACGGCUUGAAUUCAGUGAUGCCGCAUAUCAAAUUGAUCGUGGGAGUACAUGUCAUGUCAGAGCAUUCCGUAAAGGUUUAAACUUGUGAUUGGGUAUCGAGAGGAAUCUCAAAUGGUUUUGUUUUUAAUAUUCCUUUGACUUGUAUAAGCAGUAAAAAAUCUUGGCAAACAUAUUGGGGAGGCAAUCAGAUGAGUUCCCAUCCAUAAAAACCUGAACCUAAACCUCAGUCCUCGGACCUACAUGUAGUUUUUAGCAUUUUUAAAACUAAAAAUAAUUGUAAUAUUUGUUCUGUCUA